Molecule: messenger RNA, 3288 nt
Organism: Juglans microcarpa x Juglans regia
Lineage: Eukaryota; Viridiplantae; Streptophyta; Magnoliopsida; Fagales; Juglandaceae
Product: disease resistance protein RPV1-like
Exons: 5
Coding region: 1-3288 (1095 amino acids)
Biological process (GO): defense response; signal transduction
Molecular function (GO): ADP binding
Source: RefSeq, a predicted model, not a curated record
AUGGCGUCCACGAGCACUCAAACAGCCUCCUCCUCAUCUUCGCCGUCGGAGCAUGGGUGGGAAAACGAGGUUUUCCUCAGUUUCUACGGCAAAGACACCCGCAUGGGUUUUACGGACCAUCUGUACGCCGAUUUGACACGGAAAGGCAUUAUCGCCUUUAGAGAUGAUGAAAAACUUAAACAAGGAGAGAAUAUUUCUCAAGAACUCUUGAAAGCUAUACAAGAAUCUUUGUACGCGAUUGCCGUCAUAUCAAGAAACUUCGCCUUUUCCAAAUGGUGCUUGAUGGAACUUGCCGAGAUCGUCAAAUGCAUGAGAGAAAAGAGGCUGGCAAUUUAUCCCAUAUUCUACCAUGUGGAUCCCUCCGACGUACGAAAUCAAACGGGAACUUUUGAAAAAGCUUUUUCUAUGCAUGAAGAAAGCCUAAAGGUUGACAAGGAGAAGAUGCAAACAUGGAGAGAUGCUUUGACAGUGGUGGGGAAUAUCUCUGGAUGGCACUUGCAUGAUAGCUACGAAUCACCACUUAUACAAGAAAUCACCGGGAAGAUAUUUAUUGGAUUGAAUUGUAGAUUAUCAAGUGAUUACAAGAAACUUGUUGGAAUAGACUCUAGUGUCGAGGGAAUGAUGAACUUACUUGGUAUAGGGUUGGAUGAUGUUUGCUUUAUAGGAAUUCAUGGGAUGAGUGGAAUCGGCAAGACUACUCUGGCAAGAGUCAUUUAUGAAAGAGUUUCCUGUCAAUUUAAAGCUAGGAGCUUUGUUACUUGUGGUAGAGAAGAAACUAAAAAUGGUGGUCUAGUUUACUUACAAAAACAACUUCUUUCUAAGAUCAUGGGAGAAGAAAUAAAUGUAUGGGAUGAUGGUGAUGGAAUCAAUGUGAUAAGGAAAAGACUACAUAAAAGAAAGGUUUUUGUUAUCCUUGAUGACGUGGAUUGUGAAAAACAACUAGAAGGAUUAGUAGGGAGUCAUGAUUGGUUUGGUAUAGGAAGUAGAAUCAUUAUAACAAGCAAAGAUGGUCAUUUAUUGAAAAGACAUGUGAGUGGUAUCUAUAAGGUUAAGGAGUUGAAUGACGAUGAAGCUUUGCAACUCUUUAGUUUGUCAGCUUUCAAGAAACCCCAUCCUACAGAAAAUUAUGUGGAUAUGUCCAAGUACUUCGUGAAUUAUGCUCAAGGCCUUCCUUUAGCUCUUAAAGUUUUGGGUUCCUUCUUGUUUGGUAGAACACUAAAUGCGUGGAAAAGUGCCUGGGAUCAAUUACAAGAAAAUCCUAAUAAGGAAAUUUUGGAUGUACUUCAGAUAGGUUUUGAUGGGCUGGAGUAUUUGCAGAAAAAGUUAUUCUUGGAUAUCGCAUGUUUCUUUGAAGGAGAGAAGCUUGAUACCAAAUUAAUGGAUGUAUUAGAAAGUUUCGGUUACUAUCCAGUCAUCAACCUUGAUGUUCUCAUGGACAAGUCCCUCAUAACCAUCUCAUAUGGGAGGUUGUCGAUGCAUGAUUUGCUACAAAAAAUGGGUCGGGAAAUAGUUCGUCGUGAGUGCCCCGAAGAUCCUGGUCAACGUACUAGAUUGUGGUGUUACGAGGACAUCCUUCGUGUAUUAAAGAGUAAAAACGGAAAUGAACCGGUCGAAGGCAUAGUCCUAAAGUUACCUUUUCAAAAGAGUGAAAAAUUGAGAGCAGAAGCCCUCUCAAAGAUGACAAAGUUGAGGAUUCUUAAGAUUGACCAUUACUGCUUUGAUGGUAACUCAUCAGCAAUUGAAUGGAAUGGAGAUCCUUUAAAAUCCUUGUCAUCCAAUGAGUUGCGAGUCAUAGAAUUAGUUCGGCAUCCUUUGAAAUCCUUUCUGAGCAAUUUCCAAUCUGAUAAUCUGAUUGAUCUCAGCAUGCGUCACAGCCAAGUUAAACAACUAUGGAAGGGAUCUAAGAGUUUGGGAAGCUUGAAACGCAUUGACCUGAGCUGGUCCAAAAACCUGAUCGAGACACCAGAUUUCAGCGGAACCCCAAAUCUUGAGACAGUAAACUUUUCAGAGUGUAGAAGUUUGUCUAAGGUCCACCCAUCCAUUGGAGUUCUCAAACGGCUUAAAUUGCUGGAUUUAAAUUCCUGCAGACGUCUUAGAAGCCUUCCAGACAAAAUCAAUUUGCAAUCUCUUGAAAAAAUUUCUCUUUUUUAUUGUUCAAGACUCGAGAAGUUUCCAGAUAUUGUGGGAGAUAUGACAUCUUUGCAGGAAGUUAGUUUGGGUUGUACUGCCAUAAAAGAAUUGCCGUUAUCAUUUAAGAAUUUAUCCGGCAUUUCUAAAGGAUUGUUUUUAAGAGGCUGCAAAAACCUUUCGAUUUUCCAGAGUGUUAUAUAUAGUUUGUCAUCUCUUAUAGAACUGGAUUUAUGUGACUGCCGAAGACUAGAGAAAUUUCCAGACUUGAGUAGCAUGGAAUGUCUGAAAUUGCUUGCAUUGGAGAAAACUGCUAUAACACAAUUGCCAUCCCCCAGUCUACGUCCAAAAAACAUCAAAGAAUUACACCUUAGUGGAUUCCAAGGUUUGCCACCUAAAUCAAGAGAUUCACGCUUCCAUCUUUACCCGUCAAAAAAAAGCUCAGAUCCCAUCCGUGUCUCUUAUUUAUCAUAUUGCAGUACAGAAUGCUAUUCACAUGCCAUUUAUGUUGAAUAUAAAGGUGAAGGCGACAGUAUAUUGCAUGGACUAGGAAUUUAUUUGCGGGCUAUAGGCAAUCCAUUGAUGUAUGACUAUGAUAUUCUAUAUGGCUGGUCGUUGGUACAUGGAAUCCCAAAGUGGUUUGACAAUAGAAGUCCUGGUUCCUCUGUAAAACUUGAGUUGCACAAUAGUAAGUGGAAGGGAUGUGCUUUGUUUAUUCUUUAUGAAGUCCAUGACCAGACAGAGAAUUCGAAUUAUAGGAUUUUUGAUUGUGAUUUUGGUCCAUACAUCUGGUUUUGGUUUAGUUUUGAAACCGAUGAAGAUCCUGUAAAAAGUUCCGUUUCCAUUCGAGGCCCUCAAGUUUCUUUUGUUGGGGCGAUUGGGUUUUGGGUGUACAUAUCAGCUCAGUGGUUUUCGGAACGAUGGAAUAAUUUGGAUGGAUGGAGCUACAUUGAAACUUCGAUUACAACACAAAACGUUAAUCGUGGUUGGAGUGGCGAGAUUGAGAUGAAAGAGUGCGGGGUGCGUCUUAUAUAUCCGCAUGAUGCUUCACAAACGUUCUACAAUAGCAUUGUUCCUCUUGGUUUCGAAUUAGAAUUCGUGGAAAGGGGUAGCUGUGGCGUGGAGCCCCUCAAUAUCAUUGACCUUGUCAAGGAAAUUUAA